CCACAAGCAAAUCGAAGUCCCCAAGUUGAGCAGAAGAUGCGAGGAAAUGAUAUUGGAGCAGUUGGUACCAGAAACGCUAUUACAACCAAAUUCAUUAAAAAAGUCACAGUUUCACAUGUACGUACGUAUCAUUUCUAUGCCAGAAGAGGAAUAAAGACCAGGUGGAGAUGGUCGUCCCUAUCCUCAUUAGGUGCUUUAGCCGGAUUUGGAAGGGGAGUGGUUGGCUUCAUCGAUUAUAAAUAUCAGAGUUGAGCAACCAAUUAGUCCAUUGACAAGAACUGCUCCUGAAGUUCCCUAUUAUCAAUGGCUCUGUUGAAAGUUACUUUUGGUUUCACCAUACUGAGUGUCCUGUCAUUCACUGGCUCCCUAGCUCACCCUGGUUUCUCUGGCUGGGGUGGUACUGACCCUAUAGGUGGUGGUGGUGUCUCAUUUGGCUUAUUUCCUGAAUUUUAUCAGUUUUCUUGCCCUCAAGCCAAUGACAUAGUCAUGUCUGUCCUGAAGAAGGCUAUCGCUGAGGAGCCUAGGAUGGCUGCGUCUAUUCUAAGGCUUCAUUUUCAUGAUUGCUUUGUGCAGGGCUGUGAUGCGUCAAUAUUGCUGGACGAUAGUGCAACAGUAGUGAGUGAAAAGAAUUCUGGACCAAACAGGAACUCCAUUAGAGGAUUUGAAGUAAUUGACGAGAUAAAAGCCAAGUUAGAAGAAGCAUGCCCUCAAAUCGUCUCUUGUGCUGAUAUUCUUGCCUUAGCCGCUCGUGGCUCCAUUCUACUUACUGGUGGACCUUACUGGGAGCUCCCACUUGGAAGAAGGGACUCAAGGGCUGCAAGUCUAAGCGGCUCAAACACCAACAUUCCACCACCCAACUCCACAAUCCAAAACCUGAUAACAUUUUUCAAGCGUCAGGGUCUGAAUGAGGUUGAUCUUGUUGCACUAUCAGGAGGUCAUACAAUUGGGGUGGCAAGGUGUGUGACCUUCAAGCAGAGGCUGUACAACCAAAAUGGGCAAAAUCAACGUGAUGAGACUCUAGAGAAAACCUACUACUUAGGAUUGAAGUCAGUUUGCCCAAUAUCAGGUGGUGACAAUAACAUCUCCCCUUUGGAUUUUUCCUCUCCUGUAAGAUUUGACAACAGCUACUUCAAGCUCAUUCUGUGUGGCAAAGGGCUUCUCACUUCAGACGCAGUGCUUUUCACAGGGAACAUUGGCUACAUUAUGGACUUGGUUAGAAGCUUUGCUGAGGAUGAGGACUUCUUCUUUCACCAAUUUGCUAAAUCAAUGGUCAAGAUGGGCAAUAUCAAUCCCCUUACUGGUUUCAAUGGUGAAAUUAGGAAGAAUUGUCGUGGGGUUAAUUAAGGUCUUGUUUGUUUGGAAAAAAAAAAUCAGUACAACUAUUAGGCAAUAUGAUGAAAGAAAUUUAAGCAUAUUUUAUGUAUAUUAGUAGCAUAUUUAAAAU
Molecule: messenger RNA, 1444 nt
Organism: Manihot esculenta (cassava)
Lineage: Eukaryota; Viridiplantae; Streptophyta; Magnoliopsida; Malpighiales; Euphorbiaceae
Product: peroxidase 9
Exons: 4
Coding region: 304-1344 (346 amino acids)
Biological process (GO): response to oxidative stress; hydrogen peroxide catabolic process
Molecular function (GO): heme binding; peroxidase activity
Source: RefSeq, a predicted model, not a curated record